Molecule: messenger RNA, 738 nt
Organism: Pseudovirgaria hyperparasitica
Lineage: Eukaryota; Fungi; Ascomycota; Dothideomycetes; Acrospermales; Acrospermaceae
Exons: 1
Coding region: 1-738 (245 amino acids)
Source: RefSeq, a predicted model, not a curated record
AUGCCCUCUCCCCCUCCCACUCCCUCCACCCCCCUACCCCUCCCCACCCUCCCCAAAACCAUAACCUACCACCCAACCUUCCUCACUCCCACCGAACAAUCCACCCUCCUCUCCUCCCUCCCCCAAACCCACUGGAUCCCCCUCUCCAACCGCCGCCUCCAAGCCUGGCCCUCCCCCCUCACACCCACCACAUCCACCCUCCUCACCACCACCCGCCUCCCCCCCUUCCUCACAGACCCAAUCCUCCCCCGUCUAGCCCAACUAGGCAUCUUCAGAAACACAGCCCACGGCGCACCAAAUCACGUCCUGGUCAACGAAUACGCACCAGGCCAAGGCAUCAUGCCACAUGAAGACGGGCCGGCGUACGCGGGCGUUGUGGCGACGGUUAGUCUGGGGGGCGCGGUCGUGCUUGAGAUUUGGGGCAAGGGGGAUGGCGAAGGGAGUGCAGACGAAACCAGCAUAGUAGAAGGAGAGAGGAAACCCCUCUACCGCAUCCUCCAGGAACCUGGCUCCCUGCUCGUCACCACGGGGGAGGCAUACACGGACUACCUGCACGGCAUCGCGGCUGUCGAGGUCGACGAGGAUGUAAAUGAGGCGUCGAUUGCGAAUUGGCAUGUUUUGGGGGAUCGGGGGGCGUAUGCGGGGGGCAGGAAUGUGAGGGGUACGAGGACGAGUUUGACGUAUCGGGAUGUGCUGAGGGUGAGGGAUGGGAGGCGGAUUUUGGGGUUGAGGGGGUGA